Cucurbita maxima (winter squash) is the source of this 1000-nucleotide messenger RNA. RefSeq names its product agamous-like MADS-box protein AGL19. Gene Ontology annotation, cellular component: nucleus. Gene Ontology annotation, molecular function: RNA polymerase II cis-regulatory region sequence-specific DNA binding; DNA-binding transcription factor activity, RNA polymerase II-specific; protein dimerization activity. NCBI's taxonomy places the organism in Eukaryota, Viridiplantae, Streptophyta, Magnoliopsida, Cucurbitales, Cucurbitaceae. The transcript is spliced from 8 exons. Bases 182 to 829 code for a protein of 215 amino acids. Gene Ontology annotation, biological process: positive regulation of transcription by RNA polymerase II. The record is from RefSeq and is a predicted model, not a curated record.
CUUUGCUUCAAAUUCUCUUUCCUUCUAAAUUUCGUGUCUUUUUUUUUUCUUUUAUUAUUUAUACGCCAUUUCUAGGGUUCUUCUUGCCAAGAAAACCCACACCCAAAAACCCCAUAAAUUUACUCCACUCACUGUUCUUCCAUCUGGGCUUCUCUGAUUUGGAGGCGACUUUGAGGCAAAAAUGGUGAGAGGCAAGACUGAAAUGAAGCGCAUAGAGAAUGCCACAAGCCGGCAAGUCACGUUUUCAAAGCGCAGAAAUGGACUGCUGAAGAAAGCCUUUGAGCUAUCAGUUCUGUGCGACGCUGAAGUUGCCCUUAUAAUCUUCUCUCCAAGAGGCAAACUUUACGAGUUUUCCAAUUUCAGUAUGAACAAGACAAUUGAUCGUUAUCAGAACAGGACCAAAGAUUUGAUGUCGAGUAACAACACGGCUGUUGAAGAUUUGCAGUUGGAGAAGGAACUCGACUCGUUUACCAUCACAAAGAAGUUGGAGCACCUUGAAGUUAGUAAAAGAAAACUGUUGGGAGGUGGGUUGGAUUCGUGUUCGAUCGACGAGUUGCAGCAGCUCGAAAGACAGCUUGAAAGAAGCUUAACCAAGAUUAGGUCAAGAAAGUAUCAAAUUUUGAAGGAAGAAAUUAUGAAACUGAAGGAAGAGGAGAAACUGUUGCUGGAAGAAAAUGCAGCACUGCAGGUGAAGGUUGGAAGAGAAUCAUCAAAAAAAGGAGAAACGAAGCAGAGAUCAGAAUCAAAGGAGCAAGACAUAAUGGAUGUGGAAACUGAACUGUUCAUAGGACUCCCAGAAAGAAGAACAACCACCAAUGGCUUCCUCUAGAUUUUCAAACAAAAACCCUCAAAAAUUUAUAUUUCAAAACAAAAAAAAAAGAAAAAAGAAAAAAGAAAAAUACAGAAAAUGGUUUCUGAUAAAAUGUUUCAUUAAAUACUUUGAGGAAAAGUAUAAACAUGAAACUAAGUGCAUAUUUAGGAUCUGUUCCUUGUUGGAUUC